CGCCAGGCUCGGCCGCGCCGGCCAUGGAUCCCUUCCCCAAAGACGGCGAGAGCGCGGCGACCGCAGAGCCCAGCCGCGGGGCCGCCCCCUCCAGCGGGGUGGUGGUGCAGGUCCGGGAGAAGAAGGGUCCCCUGCGCGCCGCCAUCCCCUACAUGCCGUUCCCCGUCGCUGUCAUCUGCCUCUUUCUCAACACCUUCGUGCCAGGGUUGGGUACGUUUGUAUCUGCUUUUACCGUUCUGUGUGGAGCCCGGACUGAUCUCCCUGACAGGCACAUGUGCUGUGUCUUCUGGCUGAACAUUGCUGCUGCUCUGAUUCAGAUCCUGACGGCGAUCGUGAUGGUUGGCUGGAUUAUGAGUAUAUUUUGGGGCAUGGACAUGGUCAUUCUGGCAAGCUACAAGGAACAGGGGAUCCCACAGCAGCUGUAGUGGCUGGGACAAGUAUGGUCAGAGAAACACGGCGAGAACUUUCCUUUGGCAGCUGUAGGCCACGGACCUUUUCAUUACCAUUUGUCUCUCUUCUUCCUUUUGUUUUGUUUCCUUCUGUCUGAACCCGGUUCAUCUGCCGGUCCAGCGGAGCGGAGGUGCAGAGCAGCCGAUGGAGACUUGCACUGAUCCCGUUGAGCAGUGGAGAUGGGGCAAGCACAGCAUGGGUUAGGACUGGCCCUGGCCAGCACACGGUGGGCAGCCGGUGAGAAGGAGGAAGAGGAGAAGGAGGGUGCCAGGAGAAGGAAACACCCCUGCUGAAGGUGGCACCUGGGCAGGCAGCUGAGCCGAGGGAGCAGGGAACUCUCCUCCCAGAGAGAAGUUGCUGAAGAUGCUUUGCCUCCUUUUUACGCUCACUGUCAAAGGAAACCAGCUGUGAACAUCAAAUGCCAAGGAGCUAUUGAUACACGUACAGUAUGGAACAGCAAACCAGUGGUACUUUUUUCCCCCCACCCCAAGAGUCCAUCCUUGACUGCUUCACGGUAGCAGAGGGCUCAGCCCAGCCUCCUCUGCUGUCUCUGUAUAUAUGAUGCUGAACAAAGCACUGUCCUUGCAGAUGUCUUGAGAAACGUGCUUGCUGUCAAUCAUAUUGCACCACUGAACUGACUGGGGCCAUUCCCUCCUUCCAUCCGCUGGCACCAUGCGAAGACUAGGCCUCCCGCCGGCCUCUAGGGAGGCUUUACCUGGCAAGAGACUGGUGGCCCACAGCACUUUGCCUCCAGAGUGGCAGAUGCAGCCACAUGCUGUCAAAAGCUUCUAGUGUCAAACAGUACUGGGGGAGCCAAAAAAAACCAGCUCCAGACAUUUCCUCCUGUCCACCUGGGAGGGACUUGCUGCCAGUGUCUCCAUGCUUUGGAAAUGAUCCCCUUACAAGUGUGGCAUGUGCUCUUGCCUGAAGCAGCAUCCCUGCUCCGCUUCCCCGGAGUGCUGCAGAGCGAGGCCUCCUCCUCCGGGAUGCCCACCAACAAUGGGGCUGGAUAACUUGCCUCUGGCUCACGGGAGCCGUGCCAUACCGCUGCUGCAAACCAGCCCCUGCCUCCACACUGUCAUGGCUAGUGGCCACAGCCAGCCAGCUAGCCAUCUGCUUGAAGGUGCACGGCCCCCAGCUUUCCUGAUACCAUCUUCUGCUUUUCAGAUAUAGAUGUUUUAGACACAAGUUUUACAGCUAAAGAGCGAGAGCAGGUGACAAAGAAUAACUGCAGUUGCUUUGCCCCCAUCUGCCAGUGCCACAGUAUUUGCUGCCGCUCUUUCCUGAUUGUGAAAACCGAGUUUCUCCCUCUCCCCUUGCAAAAAAACAAAGGGCUUUAAUGAAGUAGUUCCUUGGCACUUGAACCCAGCUGGGCUGAACAGCUGAUGUACUAGGUGGAAAGCAAUUCCAGGUAAGAACCAAACCAAACGUCUUUUUGACAUUUGUUGCCAGUUGUAAACCCGUUUCAUCGUGGGUCUCUCCAACCACUUUGAUGCAGAGCACAUUAACAGUUUUUUCCAAGUUUGUUGGUGUUACCAAAUCUGUACUUGCCAUGGAAAAGGUGCUAUGGAAGAUGGCCUCUGCCCUCCCGGCCCUUUGCCACCUUGCUGCCGGGGGCUGGCACUGCUCAGCUGUGGCCCCUGUGCCAUCACAACAGCGAAAGUCGGUGGGGCCUGUGCUGGGAAUGGCUCUGGCACGCAGCCAUGCGGGGGGAUCCGUCAGCCGUCUGAGGUACCUCCAUCUGUGCCACAGCCUGUGCUUCCUGAGACAAAGCCGCGUGUUCCUCCCCACGGGCAGCCACUGUCACACACUCUAUUAAAGAUCUUCGGUUCUGCUGGAAGUCUCCCCUUUGUCACAGUCUCACCGUGACACACAAGGUAUAGUGCCAAGCUCCAUGGACAGGAGCCUGAAGAGUCACAGUCUCAUCAUUCUUCAGGGGCUGUUUUAUUCCACCAUUGCCUCUUACUUGUUUUGAGACAACCCUGCAGUUCACCUACACACAUACACUCCAGCCAGAGUGUAUUUUAUCGCUAUUCAACCCAAACCACAUUCUCUACAAGAUGCCACCAAGAGUUCACCGACAUUUAAAGCCCAGACGCGAGGAGAGUUGUGAGCUUGGCUAAAUCCGACGUCCUUCCCAGUCAAAAACUGUGGCUUCUUCCCCACGCUUGCUAACCACAGUGCUAACAGCACACCCCUGUACUUUCUAGCUGACUUCAUACUCACAUGCACAACGCACUUUCAGGCAGCACUGCAAUUUAUUUUCCAAACUGGCACUCAUCAUUUCCAUGCCCACCACGGGACCAGAGUGCUGUCAAACCCUGUGACAGUGGCAGCGGCUGAACAAGGGGUGGUUACAGUGAAUCCCACAGGAGCCCCAUGCCACCCACAAGCCAUCCUUCCUCUUGUCAUCUGUAUGCAUAACUAGUUCCAGGCUAAAAUUCAAUCCUGCUUCUCUUACGCCCACCGACCAGCCAGAGGGAAGCAACAGCUCCCCGCAUCCUCACCACCAAAGUGGUGCAGUGGGAUGUGAGGGCUCCACGUAGACUAGAACCGACAAGGCGAGAGUAGCUCAGUCCAGCUUCCAACUCUAAUGAUGCUUCCAGUAGACAAGUCAAAGGGCACAUUUGGGCUUGGAAUCGAAGCAGGGGCUCACCUCCAUGGGCACUGCCUGGAGGUGAUGGCAGCACUCCCCCAAACACCCAGCAAACAAUCCCACCCUGGCCCACACAGGCACUGCUCCACAGGCUGGGAGGGGGAUAAGUUGUCCAUUGCUGACCUGAGCCCAUGUUUUCCUUGGUUUUGGACACACUUGGGUGUAUCAGGUUUCCCCACCUGAGGAAGAAGGGAAGGGGUGCUGUUUGUGCCCCAGUGGCGAACCUGCCUUUCAUUUUCGUGCCAGAGCCCGAACGGAGGGGUUACAGGACCAUUUGUAUGCCUAUUUAUAUUGCCAAGUAUUGGAUUGUGACUUGCUGUGUUUUGAUAC
Molecule: messenger RNA, 3436 nt
Organism: Colius striatus (speckled mousebird)
Lineage: Eukaryota; Metazoa; Chordata; Aves; Coliiformes; Coliidae
Gene: STUM
Product: stum, mechanosensory transduction mediator homolog
Exons: 4
Coding region: 24-425 (133 amino acids)
Source: RefSeq, a predicted model, not a curated record